This is a messenger RNA of Cucumis melo (muskmelon), 1983 nucleotides long. RefSeq names its product ultraviolet-B receptor UVR8. Lineage: Eukaryota; Viridiplantae; Streptophyta; Magnoliopsida; Cucurbitales; Cucurbitaceae. The transcript has 11 exons. The record is from RefSeq and is a predicted model, not a curated record. The coding region runs from base 197 to 1672 and encodes 491 amino acids.
CUUAGGGCACUUCUUCUUCUUCUUCUUCUUCUUCUUCUUCUUCUUCUUCUUCUUCUUCUUCUUCUUUCUGUAUCACUUCCCUAAGUCCACCACAGUUCAAAUCAGUUCUCUGUUUCCAUUGAAACCGCACGAAGCUCUAAGCAAUUAGCGUCUGUUCUUUGCUGGGUCUUUUUCUUGUAGGGCCAGUUAAAUCGAUAUGAAUGGCGAGGGGAGCCGAGGAGAAGAUGAGAUCGUGGGGAUGGAAGAGGAUGUUAAGGACAAGAAGAUUGUUUUUAUGUGGGGGUAUCUUCCCGGAGCUUUACCUCAGAGGUCGCCCUUGCUGUCGCCGGUGGUCGUUCGACUUCCGGGAAAAGAUGCUACUGACGGUCAUGGUUGGAGGGAUGUUUGUGGUGGUGGCUGCGGGUUCGCUGUAGCCAUUUCUGCAACUGGAAAACUCAUUACAUGGGGCGCAACGGAUGAUCUUGGUCAAAGCUAUGUCACCUCUGGGAAGCAUGGGGAAACUCCAGAGCCCUUUCCUCUUCCAACAGAAGCUUCUAUAGUAAAAGCAGCUGCAGGUUGGGCCCACACUGUUGCUAUUACAGACAGUGGAGAAGUCUACACAUGGGGAUGGAAAGAAUGUGUUCCUUCUGGAAAGAUCUUUGGUGAUCUGUCUGCUGGGGCUGCCUAUGAAAGGGAUGUAUUAGAGAGGCAGUCUUCUUCCGUGAUAGAUCAAGUCAGCCCUCGUUUACAAGCUUCACGAUCUACUGGUGUCGUCUCCAGUAUUGAAGCUAGAGCUGGUGGAGCAGAAAGUACUAAGAGGAGAAGGGUUUCAUCAGCAAAGCUUGCAGCUGAGAGUUCAUCAUCAAGUGAUGAGACUCUCUCUGCAGUUCCCUGUCUUGUUACUCUUAAUCCUGGCGUUAGAAUCACCUCGGUUUCUGCAGGAGGGCGUCAUACAUUGGCUUUGUCAGAUAUGGGACAGGUCUGGGGUUGGGGCUAUGGUGGAGAAGGACAGCUAGGUUUGGGCUCCCGCAUUCGUAUGGUUUCCUCUCCACAUCCUAUACCUUGCAUCGAGUCCUCUUCUUUUGGCAAAGAUAGAUCUGCAGCUCUUGCUCGAGGAAGUGCAAGCUUUGAGGGUCAAGGUAGUAGAAUUCCUGGAAGCUAUGUGAAGGGAAUUGCUUGUGGAGGGCGUCAUAGUGCAGUAGUGACAGAUGCGGGGGCACUGCUGACUUUUGGUUGGGGGCUAUACGGACAGUGUGGGCGAGGGUGUACAGAUGAUGAGUUAAGUCCAACAUGUGUGUCCUCAUUACUCGGCAUUCGGAUCGAGAGUGUUGCUGCUGGACUGUGGCACACAGUCUGUAUAUCCUCCGAUGGAGAUAUAUAUUCAUUUGGUGGAAAUCAAUUUGGGCAGUUAGGAACGGGUGCUGAUCAAGCCGAGACACUUCCAAGACUUCUAGACGCACCGAGUGUGGAAAAUGUAAAUGCAAAGGUUGUAUCAUGUGGGGCUCGUCAUAGUGCUAUAGUAUCAGAGGAUGGAAAAGUGUUUUGCUGGGGAUGGAACAAGUACGGCCAGCUAGGUUUGGGCGAUGUAAUCGACCGCAAUAUUCCAGUCGAAGUCCCAAUGGAGAAUUGCACUCCUAAAAAUGUUGCAUGCGGAUGGUGGCACACCCUUCUUUUGGCUGAAUCGCCCACCUAAAUUCCUAUCCUCUGUCCUAGCUUCAACAAAGUUUUGUUAGUUUAGCUGCCCCUUCUUUGAUAAUGGUAGAUUCAUUUUGUAAAUGCAUAGACAAUAGCUUUUCAUCCAUAUGCAUGUACAUUCAUCAUUCAUGUAUGUACUCAUUCUUUAAUGGUUAGAGGCUAUCAUAUUAGGAAGAAAUUUUACAUAUAUAAAUGCUGAUGGGGACAGGAGAUACCAGUUCCUGAUUGAGGUAGAUUAUUUGUAUACCAUACAUUAUAAAGUUAGAACCAUAAGGAAGACCAUCAUUAUCAGAUGUUCACUUUCUUCUA